AUGUCGGAAGAAUGCAUUGAAAACGCAGAAAGAAUAACAGUUGAAACUGAUUUGAUUGCUGGUAAUUUGAAUAAGGUCAAUUUGUUAAAUGAUAUUUUAAAGCCAAGAAAAGAACAAAAUUCUGUAUUCUUGAUAUUGAAUCAAAAAAUUAAAUUAUCCAAAAGACUUUUCGAACUCAUAUGGGACAGAUUCCAAAUCAAAAUCUGUGCAGAUGCUGGUGCCAAUAGACUAUAUCAUUACUUGAAAAGUGAAGAUGAUAGGGCGAGAUACGUACCGAAUUAUAUAAUUGGUGACUUCGACUCGAUAGAUGAAGCGGUGAAGGAUUUUUAUCUCAAGCAUGGUUGUGUAGCCAUUAAACAGACGACACAAUACUCAACAGACUUUAGCAAAUCUAUAAACUUGAUGUCAUUGCAUUUCAAUUCUCGAAAAUUCCAUGCAAUGCUAAAUAAAAAAUUAGAGAAUUUUGGUAUUCCUUUAGAAUCAGGUAUUCAUGAAUUAUAUGAUGCUAUACCCGUAGAAGAGAAGUCAUCUAUAAAUGUGCUGGCAAUAGGAGCAAUUGGCGGCCGUUUUGACCAAACAAUUCACUCCAUAUCACAAUUGUACACGCUAAAACAUUCUGAUCCAUAUUUCAAUUUAUACUAUCUGACGGAAAACGAUAUAAUAGUGCUUUUGCUCGGUGGAGCCAAUGUUAUUGAAUAUGAUAUGGGCUUUAGGAAUGAAUGCGUCGGAAACUGUGGUAUUUUACCCAUUGGCGAGCCCACAACUAUCAUCGAAAGCCAUGGAUUGAAAUGGGAUGUGAAAAAUUGGGAUACUAGUAUAUCAACAGGAAAAGUCAGCAGUAGUAACAGAUUUGUUGGGAUUGAUAGAUGUUAUGUGAAUGUGAAAGAUGAUAUGAUCAUGAAUAUCGAAGUAGAUUUGAUUAAGCUCCAAAAGUACAUUGAAUGA
Kazachstania africana CBS 2517 is the source of this 945-nucleotide messenger RNA. It is a transcript of the gene THI80, whose product is annotated as thiamine diphosphokinase. Bases 1 to 945 code for a protein of 314 amino acids. Gene Ontology annotation, molecular function: ATP binding; thiamine diphosphokinase activity; thiamine binding. Gene Ontology annotation, biological process: thiamine metabolic process; thiamine diphosphate biosynthetic process. NCBI's taxonomy places the organism in Eukaryota, Fungi, Ascomycota, Saccharomycetes, Saccharomycetales, Saccharomycetaceae. The transcript has a single exon. The record is from RefSeq and is a predicted model, not a curated record.